Molecule: messenger RNA, 6170 nt
Organism: Doryrhamphus excisus (bluestripe pipefish)
Lineage: Eukaryota; Metazoa; Chordata; Actinopteri; Syngnathiformes; Syngnathidae
Source: RefSeq, a predicted model, not a curated record
ACUGUUUAAAAAUUAAAUGUUAGAUUUAUACAUCUACAAAGCUAAUAUUUGUUUGUUAUUUUUAAAGUGAACAUUUUGUUGGGUUCCUGCCAAUACAUUAUUUUUAUUUUUAAUGUUUAUAUUUAAAUGUAUUGGUUUCAGUGGGUCGGUUCUUUUCAUUAAAAAAUAUAAUUACACAAAGAAGCAUAUAUGUAAAUGAAAAAAAUCAAUACUAAAGAUUGUCUUUUUUUAAGAAUGAGCAUGCGUGGAAUUAACUACUUCCUGACACACCGGAAGAGACCUUACUCACCGGAAGUUCCGAAUUGCGACGUCGAAACGAGCAUAAGAGUAGUCAGAGAAUGUUUUGAAUGAGUUUAUAUCGUUAUUUAUACUAUUUGCAUCAUUCUUCAAUACGUUUCAAACGUAUUAUCAAUUUUGAAGAAGUCGGUGGAUAAUUUAUUCGUGCCUGAAUGGAUCCAACAGAAACCCCUCUCGAAAAGGAAGACAUAACAUCCUCUUUUCUAGACAUAAGAUCCAGAGUACGGGAAGACCAGCUGGAAUUGUACGAUUACUUCUACGGAUUUCUCCAUGAGAAAGACCCCGUAGAAUCCACCCUAUUCAGGAGAUUGUGUAACAUUAGUACUAUUCCUUUUGAUCAAGAGAACACCCAAGAGAUUAAUGCUAAAUUGAAUGAGGUGUUCCCACCCGAGGAGGAUGAAGUGAAAGGAAAGGCAGCAAAGAGUCAGCAGAAGAAACUGCGAAUGAAGGAAAGAAAGCGCCUGAAGAAACUGGAGAAGACAAAGUCCAACGUGGAGGAGGAGGAGGAUAAUACCGAAGUUGUGGACAAAAUGGAGCACAACAUAGCUAAACCAUCAACUUCAGCUAAUGACUUGCCCCCCGAUGAUUGUGAGGGACUGGAUAUGAAAAGUUCUUUUGUGAACAACGCUGCCCAACGAGUUCAGGGCAAGAUGGAUCAGAAGCCCAAGUCAGAGAAAAAAGAGAAAAAGAAGCCUCCACCCAAAAGUGUACCCCCCCAAGAAGGUGACAAGGCUGAGAAUGAGGCUUGUGACGUUGCUUGCGAAGACAACAUUGAGAUAAGCAACAAAAUUGCUGUUAUCGGCAAUGACUGCGCUAGUGCCGGGCGCUUUGAUGCGGCGGUGCAGAACUUUACCAAGGCAAUCCAGUACAAUCCUACGGAGUACAAGUUCUAUGGAAAUCGUUCCUUCUGUUUUGAGAAGCUGAAGAAAUACGAGCAGGCUCUUGCCGAUGCCGAGGUGUCCCUCAACUUGUGCCCAGGCUGGACUAAAGGUUUCUUUAGGAAAGGACGGGCUUUGGCCGGUUUAGAGAGACACGAGGAGGCUGCCCAGGCCUUCCAGGAAGUUCUACACCUGGACAGCACUUGUAUCGAGGCUUCCCAGGAAAUGAUGAAAGAACAGAUAAAGCAUCUAAUGGAGGACGGCUACACGUGGACACAGUGCACCAACGCCUUACUGCUACACGGUACAGUCCAGAAAGCGAGGGAACUGCUGAACGAGUUGCGUUCAAGUGAGUUGAACAUGGCCGGAAGCAGACCGUCUCUGCCGGAUGCUGCAGUUGGGAUGUCCAGGGGGCCUGUGGAGCUGUUCCCAAUCUGGGUGGGGAACUUGAGCGUUUCAGUGACCGGGUGGAUCCUCAACAAGCUGUUCAGCAAGGCUGGCUUUAUUCACAGCAUCAAGGUCCUGACCUUCAAACAAUGCGCCUUCAUCAACUUCACACAACAGGAGAGCUGCCAAGACGCCAUAAACAGAUUUCACGGCUAUGAGUUGAUGGGCAACCGGAUCAGCGUUCGAUACCCAGACAGGAUGCCAGUGGGCAUGGGCAUCUCCAAGUUGGCCCUCAAGGCUCGAGACGUCCGCAACGACAGUUGCAACUUGGAAAAUGCGAGUGGAGGCUACUACGGACACCCUAACAGAGUGCCCCCAGACUCCAGAGGCUAUCCCAAACACUAAACUGCCCAAGUGAUAUUGUCGUUUCUCUACGUAUUUACUGUUUUUAGCAUGUUGAAUCUAGACUAAACCAAAGACAUUCUAUUUUGUUUCUGACGGACUACAGGUGGUCUUCAGGUUAUGAAUGAAUGGACUUUGAUAUGUUGAGUUUACGUAUCAGUCGGAUCUUAUAGCAAAACGAAAACCUAAGUCACUCGCACUGGACACAGAAAUCAUGAAGGACAUGUAAAAUAUAGAAAUAAAAACAUUAUAUACAAGAAUUAAAUGAAAAGAAGUAAUUGAAAAAGAGACCAUUCCUGCGUGAAUAUCUGCUCUCGUGAUAACUCGCCUUAACUUGUGGGGUUUUUUUUGGUGCCAAAUACAAACCAGUAUAUUUUUUCCAUGUUUAUGAUUAUUACAUAGUGUUUAAUUAAUCUGUAUUGUUGUUUGUUCUUGGAGUUUACAAUGUAUAGCGAUAUUUUCCAAAUGGUCUCUGUAACCGUUAUCAGUUUCUUGUAUUGAUAUGACGCCGAUGAUGAUGAUGAUAUGAGAGUGCCCAUGUGUUUGCGGUAUCUGCGGCGUCCGGAAAAAAAAAGUGGGACCCCAAACGGAUUCUUUCCGUUGUGCCAUACGGCUGACGGAGCCGGAGCAGCACCGCACAGAGCUAGUAUGAGCCUACAACAGGCAUUUCAAUCUUCAAUAUUUUUAUGUGUACUGAAUCAACAUAAGGCUCACUAGGAUGUUAAUUCUGGUCUUCCAGCCUAUAAUAAGAUCACUUUCCCUGAGUGAAUUUCCACCAGGAGAGCCUGCCUUCGGUUUGGGAGACACAAAGAAGUGCAAAAAAGGUAAUUAAUAAGCGAUGUUUCAAAAUCUCUGUAGUGCACUGUUUUCAUAUGCAUCAUGCGAGACAAAUCAUAAACGGCAUCCUUGCAAGCGUGUAAGUCGUUCCAAUAUUGCGUUUUUAAUGACUUGAUGGGAGCGUGUUUGUAAAUCACUAAACACCCUAACAUAGAAGAUUGUAACCAGACGACCACCUGUACUUUUGUGUUUUUAUGUGACUUUAAUUGAGCCAUUGUUGCCUUUUAUACUCAACAAAAAUAUACAACUCUUUUGUUUUUGCUCCCAUUUUUCAUGAGCUGAACUCAGAAAUCUUAAACGUUUUCAGUAUUGACAGAAUCUGUUAGUGAGCGUUCAUAAUUCAUUCUCUAUUGAUUAUUAUCCCUUAUUAGCACCCCAGGAACACAUGAUUAGGGUUGGGGCUUGAGCAUUGACUAACAUUCCAAUUCUGGGAUUGUGAAAAUGUUUUAAUUUAGAUUUCUACUGUAGUUUUGAUGUCCUGUCUGCCAACUAGAAAUCGGCAAAGAAAAAAUAGUAAGCAUUAGUAUACAGUAGUUCCUUAUGAGGGUCGCCGGGGCUGCUGGAGCCCAUCCCAGCUGUCUUCGGGUCAGGGGCGGACUGGUCGUCAGCCAAUCACAGGGCACAUAUAGAAACCGGAGUACCCGGAGAAAAACCAUGCACGGGGGGAGAACAUUCAAACUCCAUACAGAGAUAGCGAGGGUGGAAUUGAACUCGGGUCUCCUAGCUGUGAGGCCUACAUGCAAACCACUCCUCCACCGUGCAGCCCUGGUUAGAUUUUAUACAUAGGUUAAAUGUUUUAUCGUAAGACAGAGAUCAUGUUUACCUGUAACUUGCAUGCUGAAAAAGUGUGUGCACCCCUGAUAUACAUUGCACAUAAACACUAAUAUAUAAAUAUAGUAACUCUAUUACAAAUUGGUAUAUUUAUAAAUAUAUUUAGUAUGUUUACAGUGUGUUAACCCCUACACAUAAACAGGAUAUGUGUACUGUUUUCCAAAAUAAAUGUCAAGGUAAACUUUAUUAUCUCCAAAGGGGAAAUUUGUUCUACAGCCAGCUAUAUCACGCUGAUAUAAAUAAAUAAAUACAAAAUUAAAAACAAUAAAUACAAUAGCAACACCAACAUUAUAAACGGUUAUUCAGCAGAAUAGUGGCUGCUGGAACCAAAGAGUUAUUAUUAUUGGUCCAACAUGUUGGAACACUGUAUCUUUGACCCAGAGACCUAGUGGAAAGAAACUUAAUAACAUUUAUAUUCAAGUUGAAUGGUUUGAUAUCGAUAUAUAUAUAUAUAUAUAUAUAUAUAUAUAUAUAUUCUGGUAGAAAAUAGCCUUGUGAGAAAUUCAUUGAAAAGUUCAUACAUUUCAAUCUUAAAAGGAAUUGGUACCAGAAUCGUCCAACUCGAACGACUGAACGAACUGAAAUAGCCUAGCAAGAAAUGCAUUCUUUGCAUUCUGAAAUACAAAAUAUGGUUUUGUUGUUGUUUGUGCCAUUCAUCCACUACCAUCACCUCAUGCUUCAACAUGAUAAUGCAUAGCCCCAUAGUCCUAGGAUCUGUACGCAAUUCUUGGAAGCUCACCAGACACGUCACCUAUUCAGUAUUUUUGGGAUCAAUAGUGGUCACACCAAAUACUGCCUGGUUUUCAACCCCCUUCCUCUUUAAAAAGGCCUUUUAUUGUGGCCAAUCUAAGGCGCACCGUGUGCAAUAAUUGUCCUGUCUAGUCAUCGUCUUGAUUAUGCCAUACCUGUGAGAUAUUGGAUAUUGGUCAGUAACACAUAUUUAGCCAGAUCGGUGAACAAUAUUUAAGCGAGAGGGCAUUUGUGUACAUUUGUUCAGCUCGUGAUAAAUGGUAUCAAAAGAAUUAGAAUUUAUUAUUAUAGUUAUAGUUCCGUCCAUUUAACCGUGUUCUACAAUCCCUCACAAUUGUGAUGCUGCAGCAUUUUUUUACUAUAUUCAAAUAACAAUGGAGAAUAUUAUAUGUUUGUUUGAUUUAAAGGCACACCUUAAUAUUCUGUUCAUGUACGUUCAUAUUGAACAUUUUCAGUUGUAUACAAACGCAAUGUGUUUUUGUGCUGCUUUUUAAAAAUUAUACAAUAUAUAUUGAACAUUUAAUUGACAUUCUAACCUGUGCAGUAUACCUUUUUUCGAUUGCUUCAAUAAACACAAGUUGAAAAAAAAAAUACAUGAAGAACUGAGUGAAUGUAUUAGAUAUUUUAAAUGUGAAUGAUUUUAGUUUUAAAUUAUAUAGCACUACACAAUGAUGAUGUCACAGAUUUCACUAUUCUGGGCACUAGAGGGCAGCAAUGACAAUAUCAAGUUAUUUUUCAGCCAAUAGCGUGACCUGACUGACCCACGGAAAGGUCACACAGUCUUCUGACAUUUUUGUUAUACAUUGAAUGUUAUGUUUCCGUGUUCUAUAUAUUCACAUGUUCUAUGUGGUCUAGCCUUGGAACUAGUACAUUUCAAGUACAGACACAGUUAUGUGUGCGUGUUAUUUGUGUACUACAGUAGUUGUAUGUGUUCAUUUUCUAAUAAUGUAAGACGUCUGCAUCUUACUGUCCUGUGCAAUAUGCACUAUAUGUUCUUGAGUAAAACCAGGAAGUAUGGAGUGUAUAAUUUGUCUUUCAAAUACACAGCGGAGAGCUAAAAAUAGCCGCCUCCAAAUAUAGCGCGUCACAUUUGAACUUCCUCUCAAAUUCCUGCCGUCACUUAUCAUCUUCAUCAUUGGUGUUAUGUUUGUGAUUAAACAACCCGUCCCCACAGCACACUAACAGCAUCUAACAUGUCAUAUUCCCAAAAAUACAAACUAAUACAAAAGAACGGCCCAGUAUGACCUCCAUUACGGCACUAAUUGACGUGCCCAUCGGAAUUCAUCUUGAUAAAAAUAAUUUAUUUCAAGGUCAAACCGCCAACAUUAGAAAUGGUAUAAUUCUCUCUUGCUGCAUCAUGGAUCCAACAUCUUGCUUUAGCUCGGUAGCUUGCUAUGCUUUAUUGUCAUCACAUUUUUCUCAUAAUAUAUUCACAUUUUUUUACCUUUAUUUUAUAUUUUUCUACUUUUAACGUUCAUUCCUGCAAAACGACUUACUUUAUUUUGGCUAAAUUACUUUUUUCCUUGUCAUCGUGUAGCAAAUUUCAUCAUAUUUUGACUUUAUUUGCGUUAUAUAGUAUGCCUUUAUUGUCAUCACAUUUUUCUCAUAAUAUAAUUCAAAUUUUUUUUACCUUUUAUUUUAUAUUUUCCUACUUUUAACGUUCAUUCCUGCAAAACGGCCUACUUUAUUUUGGCUAAAUUACUUUUUUCCUUGUCAUCAUAUAGCAAAUUUCAUCAUAUUUUGACUUUAUUUGCGUCAUAUAGUAGGCCUUUAUUGUCAUCACAUUUU